Messenger RNA from Syzygium oleosum, 924 nucleotides. RefSeq lists its product as uncharacterized. The transcript has 2 exons. The record is from RefSeq and is a predicted model, not a curated record. Lineage: Eukaryota; Viridiplantae; Streptophyta; Magnoliopsida; Myrtales; Myrtaceae. Bases 1 to 924 code for a protein of 307 amino acids.
AUGGGGACAAGAGGUCAGUCAAGUGCCAUGGGCCAAGAAGCAAGAGACCCAAGGCUUGAUGCAGUUAUUCAGACGCUGCAGGAAAUAGGGAAUUUGAUGGGAAGGCAAGCUCAAGAGAGGGCUGCUAAUAUUGCCCAGGCUGCAGCAGCUGCUGCUGUCAAUGGAAAUCAAGCCAAUCUUGGGCAGGCUCAGGUAGUUGGGAAUAGGCAGAUGCACCAACUGGUGGAGCAGUUCCUAAAGUUAAAGCCGCCAAAGUUCGACGGAAAGGGUGACCCCGAGGCCGCGCCGCGUUGGGUGGAAGAGUUGGAGAAGGCCUUCGAAGUUCUGGGGUGCACCGAGGCCAAGAAGGUGACCUUGGCCGUGUAUCAGUUGCAGGAGAAUACUAGUGAUUGGUGGAAGGCCACCAGGGGGAGAGUGUUCGCUGAAGGUACCGCCCAGACUUGGGAUGUGUUUGCUGAGAAUUUUAACGAGAAGUAUUUCUCAGUAAGUGCCCGAGAAAGGAAGAUGACAGCUUUCUUUAAACUGCGUCAGAACCAAAUGACUGUGGAUCAUCAGUUGAUACCAGUGAAUUUGAGAACUUAUGAGGAAUUAUAUGAGAGGGCUCAGGCUAUCGAGCAGGAUGCAACAGAUAGGGCCGCCGCAUCUGGAUCGUGGUUCGCCUCGGCUAAGGACAACCGCCGCUUCGGAAAGAAGCCGAUGACGGGAAAUAGACGUUUUGUCCCUCCCGUAAGGAAAAACAUCGGGAAGCCGAACCACCCGCAGAGCAGGUUUGGGGCAUGUUUCAAGUGCGGGAGCAUGGACCACAAGAUAAGGAACUGCCUUCAGCAACGCUCAGCAGGACCGCCGAUGCAACCACAGCAGCCCAGGGUCGAGAAUCAGACUGGGAAUCCCCCACCGGCUAUUCAAGGUAGACCGCCAGCGUAA